This is a messenger RNA of Malassezia pachydermatis, 2790 nucleotides long. Its product is annotated as arm repeat-containing protein. Gene Ontology annotation, cellular component: nucleus; cytoplasm. The transcript is spliced from 4 exons. Gene Ontology annotation, molecular function: nuclear import signal receptor activity. The coding region runs from base 1 to 2790 and encodes 929 amino acids. Gene Ontology annotation, biological process: protein import into nucleus. Lineage: Eukaryota; Fungi; Basidiomycota; Malasseziomycetes; Malasseziales; Malasseziaceae. The record is from RefSeq and is a predicted model, not a curated record.
AUGGCGUCGGCGUGGAGUCCACAGCCGGAAGGCCUCGCGGAACUUGUUGAGCUGUUCCGCCAGUCGACAAGCACAGAACGCGAUGUGCAGCGCCAAAUUGCACUCCGUUUGGAUGCGAUCAGUCAAAUUCCCGACUAUCUCAACUAUCUCGUGCUGGUGUUUGUCCAGAUGACAGACGAAGAUGUAUCGACACGGUCAGUGGCUGGCCUGCUUGCGAAGAAUCAUCUGUACUUCAAUGCCCAGCAAAUUGAGCCUGCGUCGUUGGUCUAUGUCAAGCAGAUGAUCAUGCCCGCGCUGUCGUUCCACGAUACUGUGCUGCGUAAUGUCGCAUCGCAGAUUGUUGCCGUGCUUAUGCAGGUCAUUAAGCCUGCACAGUGGCUCGAAGGUCUUGAGCAACUUAUGCAGCUUAUGGACUCGAGCAAUGUGGACGAGGCCGAGGCUGCGCUUAGCACGUUUGCGAAGAUCAGUGAAGAUAUGCCGGAAGAACUCGACGCAUGUGAAGUCCAGGGCAUGCGCCCCCUGGACGUGCUCAUCCCCAAGAUCCUUCAAGCGACAGGGCAUGAAGAUACGCGGAUCCGCGUGCACGCGCUUAACAGUUUGAAUCAGUACAUCCAAAUCGGCUCUCUCUCGAUGAGUCAGAACAUCGAUGCGUACAUGCAAGUGCUCUUUCAGCGUGCCACGGACGAGCGGCCUGUGGUGCGCAAGUUUGUCUGCAAGGCGCUCGUCUACGUGCUGGGCACGUGGCCCGACAAACUCGCGCCGGAGAUGAACAACCUAGUGGACUAUAUGCUCUACUCGACCCAGGACAAGGACGAGGAUGUGGCAUUGGAAGCGGCCGAGUUCUGGCUCCAGUUUGCAGAAGAGCCGCGCUUGGUCGAUCAGCUGCGUCCCAACUUGCCACGUAUCAUUCCUGUGCUGCUCAAGUGCAUGGUGUACAGUGAGCUGAGUCUGCUCAUGAUGGGCGAUAUUGACGACGACGCCUCGCGUCCCGACCGUCCUGAAGACAUCAAGCCACGUCACUAUGGUGGUGUGACGCACCGCAGUGAGCACGUGCGUGAUGGACAAGCGCAUGAUGCCUCGACGCACAAGUCGCGUGCCGCCAUUGAUGCGGAGUUUGCACAGGAGAACGACGAUGACGAUCAUGAUGACUUUGACGACGAUGACGACGAUGACGACGAGUUCGACGACGACGAGGCAGCCAGCUGGAACUUGCGCAAGUGUUGUGCAGCAGCUCUCGAUGUUCUUGCUGUGCACUUUGGUGACGAGAUCUUACCUACACUGCUGCCUCUGCUCAAGGACCGUCUCUUCAGCGAGGACUGGCUCCAGCGCGAGGCAGGUAUCCUGGCGCUGGGCGCCAUUGCGGAGGGAUGCUUGCAGGGCGUAGAGCCCCACUUGCCGACGCUGGUCCCGAUGCUCGUCACAAUGCUUCAAGAUACGCAGCCGCUUGUCCGUUCCAUCACGUGCUGGACAUUAGGGCGAUAUUCGAGUUGGUGUGCUUCCGAGACGCCGGAGCACCAGCAGCAGUUCUUCAUGCCUGUGCUUGAAGGGCUUCUUACGAUGGUGCUGGACAACAACAAGCGUGUACAAGAAGCAGGCUGCAGUGCGUUUGCGACUCUUGAAGAAGAAGUCGGGACGGCGCUGACGCCUUACUUGGGCCCUGUGCUGCGCUCAUUGGUUACGGCGUUUGACAGGUACCACCAGAAGAAUAUGCUCAUUCUGUACGAUGCCGUGGGGACCUUGGCCGAUAGCGUAGGCCCUGCGCUCAACCAGCCAGAAUACAUUGAUAUGCUCAUGCAGCCGCUGACUGCCAAGUGGGCUGCGCUCGACGAUACCGAUCCGGCUCUGAUUCCGCUACUCGAGUGCCUGGCCUCUGUGACGAUUGCGAUGGGCCCUGGUUUCCAGGCUCAUGCACUCCCGGUGUUCCAGCGCUGUGUCAAUAUUAUCCACCAGAACCUGGCAGCGUACGAGCAUGCCAUGGCGCAGUCCAACGACGAGGAGGCGCCCGACCGCACCUUCCUCAUUGUAGCGCUGGACCUGCUCAGUGGUCUGUGCCAGGGUCUUGGCCCGCAAUGCCAAGAGCUCGUGGCAAAUGUUCAGCCUCUGCUCCUUCCGCAGCUAUUGCCAUGUCUCACGAAUGCCGAGCCGCCAGUGCGUCAGUCCGCUUAUGCUCUGUUGGGCGACUUGGCCAUCAAUGCCUUUGCGACCCUCAAGCCAUUCCUACCGCAGCACAUGCCGUUGCUACUUUCGCAAAUCGGGCCAGAGCCUAUGCACGAGGCGUUGUCCGUGUGCAACAAUGCGACGUGGGCUGCAGGUGAGAUUGCACUGCAGUACGGCUCAGACGCCGAGUUCCAUGCCUGGGUCCCCGAGCUCCUGAGCAAGCUCAUGGCGCUGCUGCUGCACCCGAAGACGGUCAAGUCGCUUUCGGAAAAUGCUGCUGUGACGAUUGGCCGGCUUGGUCUGGUGGCGACGCCGAUCAUUGCGCCGCAAUUGCCUGUGUUCAUUGAGGCGUGGUGCCAAGCGCUGUGGGAUAUCAAGGACAACGAUGAGAAGGAGUCGGCGUUCCUUGGUUUGUGCAUGAUGAUUCAUGUGAAUCCGAACGGUGCCACGGCUGGCUUCCCGUACUUCUGCAAUGCCGUGGUGCGGUGGACCAAGCCGAGCGAGCGCUUGAACGACGAGUUCCGCAAGAUCUUGUACGGCUUCCGCGAGAUGAGCGGCGACGCGUGGGAGACACACAAAGCUCAAUUCCCACCGAUCAUUCGCCAACGCUUGGAGGAACGUUAUGGUCUCUAG